AUGAUGAUGCACAGUCCGACCCGACCACAGAUAAUUAAAAAAGCUCGCAGCAGCAGCCCCGCACCCACCUCCAUCGCUCUCUUCGCCCUGUCUCCGAUGCGCAUUGACAGGGAGCCGCGAGGCCGGGAUAUUGAGCUGUCCGCCCGGCUGGAGUCAGAGGGCUGCUAUAGGAAGGGGAAGCACUCUGCGUUUAAAUCCAGCAGCAAAGCGGCGGCGGCGGCGUUGAAAUCCCCAAGCUCCGUCCAUGUCCACUGGGAGAGUGGGUCUCCUGGAACCCCCUCCCCACAAAGAGUGACUUUUAUGGGCCUCUGUUCUCUGGGAUGGGUUUGUGUGGGCUGCAAAAGGGCAGUGGGGGGGUCAGGCGAUGUGGAGGAGAAGGACCCAGGAUGGAGAGGAGGCAGCGGUUAA
Molecule: messenger RNA, 408 nt
Organism: Knipowitschia caucasica
Lineage: Eukaryota; Metazoa; Chordata; Actinopteri; Gobiiformes; Gobiidae
Source: the annotation of a GenBank genome assembly